AUGACGCAUGGUCCGACUGUCUGGCUGUUGUACCAAGUGGCCUGGGCUGAGGAUUUGCGAAGGGCAAGGUACGGCACUCGAUACCAACCCCCUGAAGCAAUAGAAAGCGGUCACAAGAAUGUCAGCUUCAUCAAAAGCCUCGGCAAGGUCAGGAAAAAUUCUGAAGUGUUCACACUGAAGCUGAAGCAUGUCAAUAAGUACGGGGCAAUGAUCAACACUCGGUUUGUGAAGAUACGCCGACUGCCAGAUGUGCCUCAUUUAUUUAGACCGCUUCAGACGGGUAGGAUUUUCUGCUGUCUUGGCAGCGUCUCCGAGCCCGCAUGGGGACGGGAUCUCAGUCAUGACAGCCAGGAGUUAUGGGUGUGGGCCGUUCAGGCUUUUGUGAUACAGGGAUCAGCCGUAGCUGCUCAGGAAUUGACGUCUACUGCCCAGCCAGAGUCGGCUGACGUCGAACUCAAAAAAUUUUGCACCCGCGGUGUAGUUGAUUGAUCUUGAUUUCUGAUUUAUGGCCGCAGAAAAAAUGUGAGGAGGGUGUUUUUUCGCUUUAAGACAUGGCAACCAACAACGGUUUUUCUCUUGUCAGAUACAUACUAAUACAAUUACCAACAGAGCCCGUCUACCCUCUCAAAAAAAAAAUAAGAAACGAAGGAACUCUGUGUGGAAUUUGAGAGAGCUUCGAUCUGAGAUUGCUU
Molecule: messenger RNA, 692 nt
Organism: Puccinia graminis f. sp. tritici CRL 75-36-700-3
Lineage: Eukaryota; Fungi; Basidiomycota; Pucciniomycetes; Pucciniales; Pucciniaceae
Exons: 6
Coding region: 1-489 (162 amino acids)
Source: RefSeq, a predicted model, not a curated record